Molecule: messenger RNA, 705 nt
Organism: Postia placenta MAD-698-R-SB12
Lineage: Eukaryota; Fungi; Basidiomycota; Agaricomycetes; Polyporales; Adustoporiaceae
Exons: 3
Coding region: 1-705 (234 amino acids)
Biological process (GO): DNA damage response; fatty acid metabolic process
Cellular component (GO): mitochondrial matrix
Source: RefSeq, a predicted model, not a curated record
AUGGAUGAUGUCGACUCUCUCUUUGACGAUACCCCGUCGCCACACUCUGCAGUGGAAGGCUCCCGACGCACCGCGCCGCCUAUCCCAGGCCUGUACUUUGACCCCGCUCUCCGCCUGCCGCCCGAACUGGCGGAAGACGCGAUGUGGACGUGCAUACGCAUGUACUUCCAGAAGAGCGCCGUCGACCAGGUCAUGCUCUUCGAGCGCGCCUCGUCCCCCGGCAGGGGCCUCCCGCGCGUGCUCACCGCGCUCCUCGCCACACUCGCGGAUCUUCUCCGCCCGCUGCUUCCGCCGGAGAAGCACACGCUGCUGUUCCCCUCUGAGCCCACGGGCUGUGCGCGCCAGGCAAUUCUGAACCUCUACUGGCCUGGCGGCGGCAUCAUCCCACACGUCGACCUGCUCGACCGCUACGGCGACGGCAUCAUCGGCCGGGUGGACAGUGGGCCACAUGGUGAAGGCCAGCAGCACGGGCUGUACCUUCCGCCGGGGAGUGUGAUUGUUCUUACGGAGGAGGCGCGCUACGGCUGGACGCAUGGCAUUGAGGAGCGCAUGGAGGAUGAAGUUGAGUGUGAAGACAAGCCAGGAACGGCGGGCCUGCUGCCUCGAGAUAUCCGUCUGAGUAUAACAUUCCGCUGGCUUCUUCCUGGUGCAGACGUAGUCGGAGGACCUAUCCUUCAGACGGUGCAGGACAAUCGUGCCCAUUGA